Messenger RNA from Epinephelus moara (kelp grouper), 2957 nucleotides. RefSeq names its product SAM domain, SH3 domain and nuclear localisation signals 1a (gene samsn1a). Gene Ontology annotation, molecular function: protein binding. The transcript is spliced from 16 exons. Lineage: Eukaryota; Metazoa; Chordata; Actinopteri; Perciformes; Serranidae. The record is from RefSeq and is a predicted model, not a curated record. The coding region runs from base 128 to 2281 and encodes 717 amino acids.
AAGACAGCAGGCAACCCAGGCUGGGCUCACGCUGAGCUGUUGUGUCUCUCAGUCUCUGGCUGUCACUCAGCUCGCUGUUUCACCUCCAUUAGACGCACCGACACGAACAGGAGACCUCUCAGCCAACAUGAACCUUUUCUGCUUCUCGCUGGAGGGGUCCAUGGACAGCCUGUAUGAGGCGGUGCAGAGCUCAAGUGAUGGCCCACCGCCGCCCAUCCCCAGCCGCUCCUCCAGCCGCACAUGCAGCCGAUCCUGCAGCCGCUCCUGCAGCCCAGCGGUCCUGCUGGAUGACAGCACAAAGUGGCGAGGCUCUGGGAGAUCUAUUUCUAUGGAGAUGCCUCCAGUGCCGGGGACCAACUCUAAUAAAAAGAAAAGAAGAACACACAUAUCCAAAUCUGCAUCAGACAAUGAAACGCUUGAUAACCCCGACUGUAAUACUACAGUUUGGCAGCCCGCCAAGAGCCGAGAAGAUUUAGUCCACAUCGCCAACAAUCACAAUGAAGAGAUGAGGAAGACAAAACACAGAACAGAAACCAAAGAAGGGAAAGGAGCUCAUCAUUGCGGCACAAAGAAAAAGGAGAAACCACACUCAAACCAGAAUGUCCAUGUUAACGGGGUGGCGACAGAGUCCAAGCCUGCUGUGAAAAGAAACCAAAAAACUGGGAAGAAACCAGGUGGAAAGAGUGGGAAGGAGGGGUCAAAGAAAAGUCACAACUCCACAGUGCACCCCCCAUCAUACGCUAUGAGCCCACCCAUGGGACCCCACUAUCUGGAUGUGCCAUACAGGUCAGACAGGAGACCUUACCUGGGCAAAGCCUCCACCCUCCCUGCUCAGGAGAACACAACCCCGGGCCGAUUCACAGACGUAGCCACCCUCCCUGGUGGAGCAACGCCCACCCACACCCACCACCAGCGCUGGAGCAACCCAGGUGACAGCAGUCCCGCCUGGGGGAACAUCCAGCACACCUGCCGCAGGCCGCUCACAGAGUAUCGCGCGUACUCCCAUGACUUCAGCACGUCCCCUGCGAAGGAGUGGGAGGGGAGACAGCAGCAGGUGCCGGCCCCCAGUGACAGCUUGACAAAGGACUGUAAACCCCAGAUUCCCCCAAAGGUGCCGCGAUCUAUCACAGACGUGGAUCUAUCAGAACCAAAUGUGAGUUUCUGCUGGUCGUUCUGUGCUUUUGAAACCAGUAAUUUGACAAUAACGUUAAAACAGGAAAAAAUGCUACAGCGAGCGGCAUCCAAUGUGUCAGACAAAACAAAGAGCAUGAAGCCAAAGCGCUCUACCAGCUUCGGCAGGUUUGAGGGUCUCAGACAUCACUCGUCUCCAGCCAAACCAGAGGAGAAUGGAACAACUAUGCUCACAGAAGAAUGUGAGACUUUGGACCCACAUAAAUCAGCUGGACUUGGGAAGAAGAUGAAGGCGAUCUCACUGACCAUGCGCAGAAAAAUGGGCAAAAAACAUGCAAAGUCUUUUUCUGAGGAGACGGGUGAUGACACAGACAAAGACCCAGAGGCAGAGACAGAGAGCAGCCCACAAACUGAGAAAACCCCUGCAAAGUCAAGCAACUCCUUAGAGAGUCUUUACAGUGGCCAGAGCUCCUCUAGUUCAGGUGGUGUGACAAGUGAGUCUAAUGGUUCAGGUCAGCGAGACAGUCUGAGGCUGGAGGAGGACGGCUCCUAUCAGGGACAGUUCUGCGGCAGAGCUCGCGUCCACACAGACUUUGUUCCCAGCCCGUAUGACACAGAUUCCCUCAAACUCAAGGUUGGCGACAUCAUCAACAUCAUCAGUAAGCCUCCAAUGGGCAUCUGGACAGGCUUGCUAAACAACAAAGUCGGCAACUUCAAGUUCAUCUAUGUAGAUGUUUUGGUGGAGAAAGAGGAAGAAGAGGAAGCACCUAAAAUUAGACAACAGAAGUUGUGCAAGAGACCUCGACCUAAAACACUGCUGGAGUUACUGGAGCGACUGAACCUCGAGGAGUACGCCUCUGCCUUGCUGCUAAAUGGCUACCAAACGGUGGAGGACCUGUUGCACCUGCAAGAGAAACACCUGAUAGAGCUGAACGUCAAGGACCCCGAGCACAGACGCAAACUUCUCACUGCUGCUGAAUACCGCUACACAGAAGGUGAUGAUGUCAAGGAUGCGGAGGAGCACAAAUCCUCCCACAGUCUACAGGAAGAAGACAGCGACUGUCCCAGAGACUCGGGCUGCUUCAUCCCAUCCGAAUGUUCAGACAGCAAAGAUGACGUAGAGCAGAUCACAGAUGCUGUGGACUCAUAACGUGAUCACCUGUCAGAUGGAUACCUUGACGUUUGGAAUUCAGUGUUGGGUUUUUUCUUAUGACUUGUUGUUUCUACAAGUAUUCCUUUUAUUUUUUCAAAAUGUCAUGUGGAUAUCCCUUGUUACAACAAGCUAGUAAAAGCUUUUUAAAAGUGUAAUAGGAAGAACAACCAAUAUUCUGAAUGUCAUCUUAUCCAUGUGUCGCUUCAUCAAAAUAAUAAUCACGUUGUAAGUUUUGAUUUUUUUGGAGUUUAUUUUAUGUUGUUGAAAAAGUGACAUUUCAUUGAUUAAAUGUCACGUGUAUUUAUUGCAUUCUCAAUCAUUUAGUGUUUUUCUCUCCAAUAUAAAGCCUUUAUUUAUCACAUCUGCGUCAUUUUCACCUCAUCAAAUCUAUUCUCAAUUCAACAUCCAGUGUAUUUUCUUUCUUUCCCUGUAAAUGAAGUGAUGUUGAGGGGAUGUUUUGGAGAUGUAGUGUCUGGGUUUGAACAGCACAUAUUCAGAUCUUGCCUAUAUAAUGUAUACUGUACAGGAAAACAUGUAUGUUAUUUUCUGAAUGUUUGUUUGUGAAUGAGUGUAUGUGUGUGUGAGAGAGAGAGCCUGCGAGUGAACUCAUGCAAAAGUCAGCAUUCAACUGUUUUGAGAACUUUUUGUAAAUAAAAUUAAAGAAAACCAAUUA